Exophiala xenobiotica is the source of this 2322-nucleotide messenger RNA. RefSeq lists its product as uncharacterized. Gene Ontology annotation, biological process: carbohydrate metabolic process. The transcript is spliced from 2 exons. Gene Ontology annotation, molecular function: carbohydrate binding; hydrolase activity, hydrolyzing O-glycosyl compounds. NCBI's taxonomy places the organism in Eukaryota, Fungi, Ascomycota, Eurotiomycetes, Chaetothyriales, Herpotrichiellaceae. The record is from RefSeq and is a predicted model, not a curated record. The coding region runs from base 1 to 2322 and encodes 773 amino acids.
AUGAAGUUCAGAGACGGCAUGUGGUUCGUGAAGGAGGGGAUGAAGGUCGAGUAUGCCAUCGAAGUUUCACAAGAGAACACUGAGAUCAGAGACGAAGGGAAAACAGUUCAUCUGUUAUGCCCAACCCGCUCAGUGAAGUCUCGCUCAGGCGCAAUUGACACGUCUGCCUUGAAUCUCGAUAUAACCGCACAUUCUCCUGGCAUCAUAUCCAUCGAAACGACGCACUGGGCUGGUGCUCGACGGCGAGGUCCGUUCUUCCAACUGUAUCCUCAUGAAAGGCCCGAAUGCCAACCUGCCAUCAAGCAUGGUGAUGGCUACAUCUCGCUCUCCUCGGGAGAGCUGACGUGCAAAGUCAACACGGAAACUGACAACUUUGGCAUCGAGUUCAGUGAUCAAAGUCACGCGCAUCGCAAGCUGACGAGCUUCGACUUCCGCUCGCUUGGAUUGGCGUACUCAAAUCCGCCUACGCAAUCGCGGUCGUUGGCCCACUCGUUGGACAAAGUCGGUUGUUACAUCGUAGCACAGCUGUCAAUGUCGGUUGGCGAGAAGAUAUACGGCUUUGGUGAGCAGUUCACCGAGUUUGUCAAGAACGGGCAAAGAAUACGUGCUUUCAACGAGAACGGAGGUACUAGCUCGGAGCAAGCGUACAAGGCGAUUCCAUUUUAUCUCACCAACCGUGGGUACGGCGUCUUUGUCGACCAUACCGAACUCGUAGACUUUGAAGUUGGAAGUGAACGCAGUGCGAGGUGCCAAUUCAGCGUCGAGGGACAGAGGCUGAAGUUCUAUCUUAUUAACGGACCCACCCCGAAAGAUAUCAUAGAGAGGUACUGCUUACUGACCGGAAGGCCGUCACUGCCACCAGCGUGGAGCUUUGGUCUCUGGCUCUCGACAAGCUUCACGACAAAUUGGAACGAGGAAUCCGUUGAAGGGUUCAUGACCAGAAUGAAAGAACUUGACAGUCCAGUCCACACUUUGCACCUGGACUCUUUCUGGAUGCGCCGAUUUCGAUUCUGCGAUUUCACCUUCAACAACAAUGUGUUCAAUGACCCCAAGUCCAUGAUCGCACGGCUGAAAUCCAAGUUUAACGUGCACAUCUGCGUCUGGAUAAACGCUUACAUCGCUCAAGAAUCACCUCUCUUCCAGGAGGGUAUGGACAACAAUUAUCUUAUCCGCCGCCGUAACGGAGAUGUGUGGCAAUGGGACUACUGGCAGCCAGGGAUGGGGAUUGUGGACUUUACCAACCCAGCAGCAAGGAAAUGGUACCGGUCCUACCUGCACAAGCUGGUAGAUCUGGGGGUUGACUCUUUCAAAACCGACUUUGGCGAGGAUAUCCCGUACAUCGAUGCCCAAUUCCACGAUGGGAGUGAUCCAAAGAAAGUGCAUAACUACUUUGCGCAGCUUUACAACGAAGCCGUGUUUGGAGUACUCAAGGAACGGUUUGGGGAAGGUAAAGCCUGCGUAUUCGCGCGGUCAGCCACCGCAGGCGGACAGCGCAUGCCUUGUCAUUGGGGAGGAGACAGCGAAAGCACUGCGGUCGCUAUGGCCGAGACGCUUCGCGGAGGUCUGUCUCUAAGUACUACUGGCUUCGGAUACUGGUCUCACGAUAUUGGAGGAUUCGAGGGGCACCCACCUGCGGACCUGUACAAACGAUGGGUUGCGUUUGGCUUGCUGUCGACACAUUCCAGACUUCAUGGCUCGGAAUCGUAUCGCGUGCCUUGGAACUAUGAUGACGAGGCAUGCGACGUGCUGCGCCUGUUCACGAAGCUCAAGUGCCGGCUCAUGCCUUACCUGUAUUCACAGGCAGUCAUCAACGCGAAGACAGGUGUUCCUAUCCUACGCCCGAUGUUCUUUGACUUCGGUAACGAUCCUACUGCUUGGACUCUCGAUCGACAGUAUAUGCUUGGUGAUUACCUGUUGGUUGCACCAGUGUUUGAGGCCAGCGGACAGGUUGAGUUCUACCUUCCCGCAGGAAAGUGGACGCGAUGGUUCGGUUCGGAUAAAGGCCAUGCUGGCGAGGUUGUCGAGGGUCCAAAAUGGAUGGAAGAGACUUAUAACAUGAUGUCGCUUCCACUAUAUGUGAGGGAAGGGUCUGUUCUUGUUCUAGGCCAAGAAGGAGAAGGUAGAGUCGAGUAUGACUACACCACUGAUGUGGAGAUAAGAUGUUACAAUGUCACUGCUGAGAUAGAACGGCUCGUAGUUGACAUGGAAGGGAACGAACUUGGUUCGGUCAAACUCAAGGGGACGAAAGUGGAGGUUCCUCAAGCGAUGAAGAGAUGGAAAGCUGUCGACCAUGCUGGCAACAUGCUAGCGGAAGGGAAGUAA